Messenger RNA from Erpetoichthys calabaricus (reedfish), 1410 nucleotides. RefSeq names its product L-asparaginase. The record is from RefSeq and is a predicted model, not a curated record. Gene Ontology annotation, biological process: positive regulation of transcription by RNA polymerase II; piRNA processing. Gene Ontology annotation, cellular component: nucleus; pi-body. Gene Ontology annotation, molecular function: transcription cis-regulatory region binding; protein binding. The transcript is spliced from 7 exons. NCBI's taxonomy places the organism in Eukaryota, Metazoa, Chordata, Cladistia, Polypteriformes, Polypteridae. The coding region runs from base 178 to 885 and encodes 235 amino acids.
UUAUUGUUUGCUUUGCCAACACUUGGCAAUCAUGGUAGGGUUGUUCUGCAGCUAACUUUUACUAACAGAAAGUGCAUGCUAUGAAAUGAUGGACAUGCCAUUUGGAGAGGGGUGACGAUACAGAUGUAAUCCUCCUGUUUUUAAUGCCACUGGUUUGUUUUGCAGCUACCCACCACCAUGGGAGUCAAAGUCUCCAAGGCCCCAGAGGAAGGAUACAAAUUUUACGCUGCCGUUGUGUCAGCUCUUGGAAUGGACAGAAUAGGCUUCCCAGACAAGUAUAAGGAAACCAAGGUCAUCCAGGCAGCCAUGUUUCCCUAUCUGAUGUGCAGUUCAGCCAGCCAGGGAGAUAUUCUGAGUGUGAAUGAGCACAUCCGAGAGGGUGCAGAUGUCAUGACAAAAGACAGCGAUGGUCGGACACCCCUUCACUUGGCUGUAGCAUCAAACAAAAUGGAAAUGGUCAAAUUCCUGCUGAGUAAACGAGCCAAUAUUCAUUCCAAGGACAAUUUUGGCGACACACCAUUGAGGGACGCAAUUCGUUGCCAUCUAGAAAUGGUGGAGUUUCUGGUCUGCGAAGGAGCCUGCCUAACCGUUCAGAGUGAGGAACUGGGAAGAGAGCUAUGUUGCCUGGCCUAUCUUGGCGAUAUUAAGCAAAUGCAGAUCUGGAUUGCAGCCGGAGCGCGCUUGAGCUACACGGAUUACGACGGCCGCACUCCCCUUCAUGUGGCUGUCUGCACUAACCAGGUGGAUGUGGUUGUAUUUUGUAUAAAUAAUGGUGCAGACCAGAAGCAGAAAGACCUGCUUGGCAACCGGCCAAUUGAUGAUGCCCGGCGCAUGGGUUACCUUCAUAUCGUGAAGCUACUACUGCAGCCCGAUGAGGUGUACUGAAGCACGAGGGGUUGGAAGACUGUCCAGCUGUCUAAGCCAGGAAGAAUACCUUGCAGAGGUUUAGGCAAUGUUAACAUCUUUUUCUGUCAUAUAUAUAUACACCUUGAGCAUGGGAAAGCUGCUAUAUAAAUAAAAUGUAUUACUAUUACAUAUUCUUAUCAACAGCCCUGAACUAUAUAAACAUGUGCAGUAGUGGAUGGAUAAAUCUAACUGAAUUUCAGUAAUGUCAAAUAUACUGGAUAUCUUAAGUAGUGCAUAGUCAAGAAAUUGAAAACUAGAACCUAUCUGUCAUCACUUCAUCCAUCCAUUGCAUUAACUUGCUUAUUCCAAAAUAUAACCCACAGGCCCAAUUUAUCUCAGGAGACCUCCCCCUGGCUAUAUUUGUAUCUGCUGCAUCUCAGCUUUAAUUCUAGCCACUGAGACAAAACUGUGGCGCAGUGGUCAGCUCUGCUUUCCCAGCAGCCCUACAUACCCAGACAAAGUUACCAGCACGUUCACUAUCUAGGUUGUCUCUGUCUACUCACG